AUGGCGAGCAGUCCAUCUACACUUUCGUCAAAACCUGGCUACCAAACCCACAUAAGCGAGACGUUCACGGGCGCACGGCCCUUCACAUUGCCUCCCGACUCGGGCUUCAGCCUCAAUCUCAACCUUACCGACCUCAUCGAUGCCCAAGACGAUCAAGGUCGUACCCCGGUUCACUACGUCACCAUCCAAAACGAUUUCUACUCUCUCUAUCUUCUAGCAGAGAAGGGUGCCAACCUCGAUAUGGCUGACACGGACGGACGAACAGCACUACAUAUUGCCUCAAAGCAAGGACAGCUAUCUAUGGUCGAUUACCUGCUAGAGAAGAGGGUAUGGCUUGAAGGAUGGGACAAGAGGGGCUUAACAGCGCUGCACUUGGCGGCUAUGAAGGGCCAUACUGAGGCUGUGAGGUCAAUGCUGAGGGUGGCCGCGCAGAGAGGAAUUCGAGACCUUAGGAAUAUGCAGGAGGACUUUUAUUCUCGGACGUCGCUUCAUUAUGCUGUUCUCACGGUGCGAUUAGAGACGGUCAAGGCCCUCGUGGAGGAGUUGGGUGAUGGGGGGUGCGUUAGUAGGACCGGAAAGAAAGAUGCAAGCGGCCAUCUCGACAUCCUAGACCAUCAGGGGCGGACAGCCUUGCAUGUUGCGUGCACCAUCCUGGCUCAGAAUCAGACCCAAUCCCAGGAGCAGGGCCAGUCUCAUCAUGAAAUCAGCCGAGCCGCCUCAGCCAUUGUCGGUGUUCUAAUGGAUGCUGGGGCAAGUUUGGACAUUCGAGACUUUCAGGGACGGACGGCCUUGCAUCUUGCUUGCGCCAUCAUGUCUCGGGUCCAGAUGCAAACACGAGAACAUGGCAACACUGGUCAUGACAUCAACCACCUCGCCUCUCUUACAGUCAGCACUCUAGUGGAUGCGGGGGCAAAGCUGGAUAUUCAGGACGACAUGGGCUGCACUCCGCUUAUGUACGCCGCGCAAGGAGCACACCUCGGGGCGAUCAGGUGUCUGGUUGACAAGGACAGUAAUGUCGAUGCGGUGGAUGGCCAGCAAUGGACGGCACGGGACUACGCGGAGCACGGCGCACCCCAAGGCCAAGACCGUGACGAAGUUCUUCGGAUUCUUUCCCCUAGUCGGCUGAUGGAUCCUUUCCUGAGAUUGCAGUGA
Messenger RNA from Sordaria macrospora k-hell, 1152 nucleotides. RefSeq lists its product as uncharacterized. The record is from RefSeq and is a predicted model, not a curated record. Lineage: Eukaryota; Fungi; Ascomycota; Sordariomycetes; Sordariales; Sordariaceae. Gene Ontology annotation, molecular function: protein binding. Gene Ontology annotation, cellular component: ciliary inversin compartment. Gene Ontology annotation, biological process: protein localization to ciliary inversin compartment.